UCAUCUAAUAUCAUCUUGUCCCGGGCCCAGGGAAGGCUGUCAGCUGGCCUGGUCACCACUAAUAUAAGGCGAAGUCACCGUCACCCUGUUUUUCCAGAAGUUCAAGACAUCGAGUCAUCAGAUCUUUAAAUGCAGCAGAUACGUGACAGGCGGGCACAAGCUCAGCAGGAAACACGAUCACAGACAGACAGUGGACAAGACAGACAUGCAGAAGCAGGAAGGACUCUCAGCAGAACCAGUGCCCCGGGACAAGUUGUCAGUCAUUAAUGAUGAGGUAGAUAAAGUCAGCAAGAUAAUGAAGAGCAAUGUGGAAAAAAUGCUUGAUCACCAACUGAAGGCAGAAAACCUACUGACAAUAUCAGAGGAGCUGACAAUAGCAAGUCAAAAUCUCGACAGGACAACUAAGCAAGUGGAAAAGUCCUACAGAGGGAAGAAUGUCAAGCUGAUCAUAUUCAUCGUGGUGAUCGUCCUCGUCAUCGUCCUCAUUGUCGUCCUGCUGGCCACCGGAGUCAUUCCUGUCAGCGCCCCUCUGCCUCCUGUAGUCACAAACACCACCAAGCCCUAAACACACACAAACAUCCAUAUAAUGUACAAACAGAUACAACAGGUUGGAAAUAAACAUGUUCCUAUUGUGCAGCAUGCAAAACACUACUCACACAAACCACUACAAGGAUCCCAAUGGUCCUUACAAUGACAAAGUACUUAUACAGUCGUCCUCAAAUUUAUUCAUACCCUCCCAUUAAAGAAGGAAAAAAAACAGCUGUCACUGAAAUAAGUU
This is a messenger RNA of Stegastes partitus (bicolor damselfish), 778 nucleotides long. RefSeq names its product vesicle-associated membrane protein 8-like. Gene Ontology annotation, biological process: vesicle-mediated transport. The record is from RefSeq and is a predicted model, not a curated record. Gene Ontology annotation, cellular component: membrane. Lineage: Eukaryota; Metazoa; Chordata; Actinopteri; Pomacentridae. Bases 206 to 565 code for a protein of 119 amino acids. The transcript is spliced from 3 exons.